ACAAAGGUUCUUUUCACCGCAGCAGCAGCAGUGACGUUGUUGUUGCUUUUUCCUGCCAAUUGUUCGUGUUUCGCUGUCUCUGUCGUCUGUUGUUUUUAUCGACGCGUUCGUCGUUGCGUGCGUGUGCGUGUGAGUCGCGCCAUCUCCCCCCUCCAGCCCGUCCCACCGCCCACAAUUGUUUGUUUGUUGUCACCCCGCGAAUAUUACGAAAUGCGAAGAAAUUAACCAAAGGGAAACUUGCACCCUGCGAGAUCAAUAAGAAAAUAAAAGAAAUAUAAAUCCCUUAAUGCUAAUCAAUGAGCUGUCGCUGAGGCACAGUGGAAAAUUUUCGAAAUUCGCCAAGUGGCGACGUCAUUAGUGGUUGCUAUUCUUAUUGUCGUUGUUGUUGUUGUUGGCGCCCGUGGCCGAGUAAAAGGGCGUUGAAUUCGCUGCCCCGAAUGCCGAGAUUCUUGGAGCAUCCACAGUGGCCGCAGCAAAUCACCAAAAACACGCCGAGCACCUCAAUGCCCUUGCAUUGUCUGAUCAUCAAAUAGGCAAUAAAAAUACCCUACAAAAUCUUUGGAUUGGAUUAAAACUAAACUAAAGUAAAGGAGAGCGAAGCCAACAUUCAAAAUGAGCUUCAGUUCGGCCAGCGGCAGGGAGAAUAAUGUCCGCAAAUUAUCAUUUUUGGGAUUUAAUACCAAAAAGAAGUCCGGCAAUGAGGAUCCCGACGAAGUGCUGCUGGACUCGGAAAUGGAAAAGGUCUUUGCCGGCAAUAGUGCACGCAAGGACAAAUUUGAUGUAACCACCUUCCAGGACAAUAGCCAGCAGCCCAUAGGAUCUAGAAAGAAGAAUAGCAUCCGCACAAACGAUCUGAACAUCGAGGAGGACUCGGAGUACGAGAGCCAAACGGAGCCUUUGAACAAUGCCCAGAACUAUGAUGAUAUCCCCGAGGACUUUCCCCUAGUCUCCGAGAGAGCCGGACACGGUGAUCAUUCGGAUAAUUCGUUGGACGAGAAGCACGUCCAGUUUGGGGGCAAGAAGAAGAUUGUUGUCACCCCGCCCAGUUUGAGUUAUGAUGACCAGCCAACGGAUCAAUCGCACGAACGCAAACGCCGAAGAAGCCGCCACCAGUAUUAUAGACAGCGUAAAUUCUCACAUCAGGACAGCGUGGAACCCAAAAAGACCCUCGAGGAAAACGGUGAUGCAGGUGCGCGUCGCAUCUCUGUGCAGCCUGAGGACACGGCAUUGGAGACAAAUGGCCAAAUGCCGGCUAAACAGGAGGCUGAUCUCAAUGAGCUGAGAUCACAUCGUUCGGAUGACCCAAGGGCCCUGCGUCGACACAAGAUUCAUCACUCAUCGAUCAAGCUAAGGGAGCUGCCCCAAAUAACAAUUUCGCCGUUUACCAACAAGAAGCCCGAGGUGGACCAUAGUCCCCAUGAGAUCUUUGUGCAACUGGACGAGCUCACUGGCGUGGGCGAGGAUCGGGAGUGGAAGGAAACAGCGCGUUGGAUCAAGUAUGAGGAGGAUGUGGAGGAAGGCUCCGAUCGCUGGGGCAAGCCCCAUGUGGCCUCCUUGUCCUUCCAUUCGCUGCUCAACUUGCGUCGCUGCCUGGAGACGGGCGUGGUCCUGCUCGAUCUCAACGAGAAGGAUCUGCCCGCCGUGGCCUAUCGUGUUGUGGAACAGAUGGUGAUCGAGGACCUGAUUGACAUCAAUGACAAGCCUUCGGUGAUGCGUUCGCUGCUACUCCGCCAUCGUCAUGUGAAUGAGCACCAAGGUGUGUUGCCCUUCACCAAGAGGAAGUACAACAGCUACACCAGCCUUCAGUUUCUAUGGAUGGGUGCGGAUGGUUCCUCGCAACACCAGCAGUUCCAGCAGCAGGCACCCCGUAACCUGGCCAAGGCCAGGCGGAGCAUCUGCGUCACUUCCAGUGCCCCGCCAACGGCUGCCAUGCUGAAUGUGGCCACUGCCACCACAGCUGCCGCAGCGGCCAUCGAUCACAGGCGCCACUCCACGAUGUCCUACUUGGGUAACCUGUCCGGUGGCACCGAUGACAAGAAGAUCAAGAUUAUGCCGGCCAGCGAGAUUGGAGGCAGCAAGCGCAGCAAUGAGCUGAAGAUCGAUAUGAAGGAUGAUCUGUACUCCUCGUCGCAGGAGGAUCUCAAGAAGCUGCAAAAUGACACUAUCCUCAAGAGGAUUCCAGCGGGAGCUGAGGCCACCACUGUCUUGGUUGGUGCUGUGGAGUUCCUGGAGCAGCCAACGAUUGCCUUUGUCCGCUUGUCAGAGGGUGUCCUAAUGCCCACCCUGACAGAGGUUCCGGUUCCGGUGCGUUUCAUGUUCGUGCUGCUGGGACCCCGUAACUUUGAUCUGGACUACCAUGAGGUGGGUCGUUCCAUCUCCACGCUGAUGGCCAACGAACACUUCCACGCCAUUGCCUACAAGGCCGAUGAUCGCAAGGAUCUGCUGUCGGCCAUCAAUGAGUUCCUGGACGACUCCAUUGUGCUGCCACCCGGCAACUGGGAUCGUCAUGAUUUGCUGCCCUUUGAGGAGCUGAAGGCCAAGAAGGAUUGGAUCCGUACCCGCAAGAUCAAGGCCCUGCAGGUGAAGCGGGACAGUGAGAUGAUCAAGAUUGGCAAGGAUGAGGAGAAGGCGCUGCUGGAGAAGCAAUCCCUGGGCGCCAUUACAGGCGGACUAGGAGGAGAUGGUGGCGGUGGGGGUGAUGGUGGCUCUGAUGAUGAUGAUGGUAAGCGGAAGAAGCGACCCAGUCCGCUGGAGAAGACCCACCGUCUGUGGGGUGGCCUAAGGAAUGACCUGAAGCGCCGCAUGCCCAUGUACAAGAGUGAUAUCCUGGAUGGCCUGAACACGGAAACCCUGGCGGCCACAAUUUUCAUGUACUUUGCCUGCCUCUCGACCGCCAUCACCUUCGGAGGUCUCGUUUCCGCCAAGACCCAUGCCUGGAUUGGUAUUUCGGAGACGCUGAUCUCUUGCUCCCUGGUGGGCAUCAUAUUCCACUGUCUCUCCUGCCAGCCCCUGGUGAUCAUUGGAACUACUGGUCCUCUCCUGCUGUUCGACGAGGCUCUCAUGGUUUUCUGUACAAAGAACAACUUUGACUUUUUGUCGCUGAGAGUUUAUGUGGGAAUCUGGCUGAUAGUCAUUGCCCUGUGUGUCUCCGCCUUCGAGGGAAGCGUCUAUGUGCGCCUGCUCACGAGAUUCACCCAGGAGAUCUUCUCGGCCUUGAUUACGCUGAUUUAUAUUGUGGAAACAAUGAUGAAGCUGGUCUCGAUCUAUGAUGAGAAUCCCCUGCUAUCUGACUACAACCUGCCCCCGCCAACGCUGGUUGCUCAUGAUCAUGCCGCCAAUGGAAGUCUUUUCAAUGUGACCCAGUCUCCUGUGAUGGCCAACAUCACCGAGGGAGCUCUGAAUAUCUCCACAACGGCAAUGCCAAUGGGACCGCCACCGCUGCCCAAGAAUCAACCGAACACCGCCCUCUUCUGCACCAUCCUCACGUUGGCCACUUUUGUGGUGGCGUACUACCUGAAGCUCUUCCGUAAUUCCCACUUUCUGGGACGCAAUGCACGCCGUGCCCUUGGAGACUUCGGUGUGCCCAUCUCCAUUGCCAUCUUUGUGCUGGUCGAUUACCUGGUGCCCGCUGUGUACACGGAGAAGCUGGUGGUGCCGGAGGGCCUAUCGCCCAGUGAUCCUUCCAAGCGUGGCUGGUACAUUGGCUUUAAUGCCACCUCAACGUGGAUUCCAUUUGCCUGCGUAGUGCCCGCCCUGCUCGUGUAUAUCCUCAUCUUUAUGGAGUCUCAGAUCUCGGAACUGAUUGUGGACAAGCCGGAUCGAGGACUGAAGAAGGGUUCCGGUCUGCACUGGGACAUUGUGCUGUUGUGCCUGCUCAAUGCCGCCUGCGGUCUGUUUGGAAUGCCCUGGCAUUGUGCCGCCACUGUGAGAUCGGUGACGCAUGUCUCCUCGGUGACCAUCAUGUCACGCACACAUGCUCCUGGCGAGUCGCCCAGGAUCGUUGAUGUGAAGGAGCAGCGUUUGUCCGGCUUCUUUGUGUGCCUAAUGAUUGGCCUGUCGGUGCUGAUGGCUCCACUCCUGCGACUUAUACCCAUGGCCGUGCUCUUUGGAGUCUUCCUUUAUAUGGGUGUGGCCUCCAUGAGUGGAGUGCAGUUCUUUGAGCGAGUCCGUUUGUACUUCAUGCCGGUGAAGCACUAUCCACCGACGCCAUACGUGAAGCGGGUGCGUCCCUGGAAGUUGCAUCUGUUCACCACCAUUCAGGUGCUUUGCCUGGUGCUCCUCUGGACCGUGAAAUCAUCCAGAUUCUCGCUGGCCUUCCCCUUCUUCCUGAUCAUGAUGGUGCCCAUACGCAUGCAGCUAAGUGCGCUCUACAAACCAGAGGAGUUGCAAGCGUUGGAUGGCAGCGAGGCAAAGAAGACAGAGGAUGAGCCCGACUUCUAUGAACAAACCAAUCUACCCGCCUAGGAGGCACUGACCCACUGGAUCCACAGCCCGGCGGAUGGAAUCCGGCGACACUUAAUUAGUUUUAGAUUGAAAGUAUUAAUGCCAAGCCACGUUUUACGCUGGCCAUAGAAAAACAAAAAAGCAGAAACAAGAACACAAAACUAAUGCUAAAUAUAAAUGCAAAAUACAAAUGCGAUACAUUUGUUGCGAAAUUCUGGUGUAAACGCGUUAACGAACUACCUGCAAUUAGUAUUUAGAGACAAGGCGCCACACACCUGAAACCAAUACCACCACCAACCGUUACCAUAUUUGUAUAUCAUGAUAUAUAUGUAUGCUAUAUGCGGGUACGUCCGCACUUUUGUGAUUCUAGGACGGAAGAUGAAGCGUGUUCGCUGGGGAAUCGUGUACCUAAAUUGUAACUGAAAUCAAGAGACAUACAUUAUUAAGAUUAUUAACGUGAAUCAGUGGGAGAGAAGAGCAGUGAACAAAGCAAAGCAAAGUAAAGCAUAUUUUUGAGGGCAACUUUGCCCCGUGAGUUGAAGGCGUUACCUCUGGACUAAUCAGGAUGUUUAAGAGGAUGAGCCAGUAUCACAAGCCCACACAUAAACACACAAAAAAACUAAGAAAUCCAACAAGAAGAGAUACAAGUUAUUAAUUUAGUUGGACUCUUUCGCAUGUAUUAUUAGCAAUAAUUGCAUUUGCAUAAACACAAACUAAUUACUAUAAACUCGGAUUAGUCCCUAUCAAAUCGAAGCAAUCCACAGAAAAAACAUGGAGAACUAGGAGGACCUUACGAAACUAUUUAGCUUCAAAACUGGCGUAGUGAUAAUUAGUGUCAAACACACAAAACAAAGAACAACAAACUUAAAACUUAAAACUCCUCCCUUUAAAUCUGAUUGGAGAGAAAUCCAACGAACGAACAAUUGUUUAUAACAAAUCGUUGUAAGCCCUUCGCCCUCGGAGGUCUCCCUUCUAAAGGGAUCGCUCCCCAGGGCCGAGUAGCCGCUGUAAUUUUGCCUUCUUUGUAUUUGAAAACAAACAAAACCACAAAUGAAUCCACACAAAAAAACAAACACACACAUUGUACUUAUACAUGACUCUAUAUUAUACACUGCAUGUACUACAUACAUAAUUACAUACACUUAUAGUACGUUUCAAGGAUUAUAUUCGUUCGGAUCGGCGGAGCGCAGCUGAGAGCCUAACCUAAACUAUUUUUAUGUAACUUGUAUGUAUGAAAUUGUACUUACUUCUAAGUAGUUGUUGUCUAGUAUUGUUUAUUCAAAUUCAAAUAAAAUUACAAAAAAUUUA
Molecule: messenger RNA, 5751 nt
Organism: Drosophila serrata
Lineage: Eukaryota; Metazoa; Arthropoda; Insecta; Diptera; Drosophilidae
Gene: Ae2
Product: anion exchange protein Ae2
Biological process (GO): monoatomic anion transport; transmembrane transport; regulation of intracellular pH
Cellular component (GO): plasma membrane
Molecular function (GO): solute:inorganic anion antiporter activity; monoatomic anion transmembrane transporter activity
Source: RefSeq, a predicted model, not a curated record